Cherax quadricarinatus is the source of this 516-nucleotide messenger RNA. Lineage: Eukaryota; Metazoa; Arthropoda; Malacostraca; Decapoda; Parastacidae. The record is from RefSeq and is a predicted model, not a curated record.
AUGCAUUCUCGAGCUAUAAGUGAAAUAAAAGCGAAAAGCUGCAGCCGCAACAACGGCGGGUGUGGGCAGAUAUGUCUUUCAACUCGGCGUGGCGUGCGCUGCUCCUGCGAGUACGGCUACUUCCUCAACCCUGACCGACACACUUGCUCUGACCUGAACGAGUGUCGCCGGAACAACGGUGGGUGUAGCGACCUCUGUACCAACACUCCUGGCUCCUUCGUUUGCUCCUGCUCUCAGGGAACACUACUGGAAGACCAGAUGACCUGCGCCGACGCAGGUGUUAACACUUGCGAGGUCAACAAUGGAGGAUGUUCUCAGUUGUGUUCUCAACAAGAGGAUGGUGUGCAGUGCCUGUGUCUCCCUGGCCAGACGUUGAGUCGUAACAAGUUGUCGUGUCUCCAGCUGGACCUCUGUCUUGAAGACAACGGUGGCUGUGAAGAAACCUGCAGCAGCACGCCAGAGGGCGCCCUCUGCUCCUGUGGACCCGGCAAGGUGUCUUACUUUGAAAAAUCUUAA